AUUCAAUUAUAUGUCGGACGAUAUUAUUUUAAAUAAUUUCAUUCAACGGCGGAUCACACGAGAGAUCCUUUUAUUUUUAAAUUGUACAAUUUAAUCGUGGAUCGAGAGACAUUUCAUUCUUCAGAUAGUACGAUUCAACUGUAAGCCGGAUGAUCUUAUCUUCAAAUAAUGAGAUGAGCAACAUGGUUUCUUAUCUGUCAGUAAUAAGAUGGAAUAAUAACAGAUUAACGAAACAUCGAUAUAGAAAUCGGUAGACUAUGAAAAAUUGGAAGGAUAAUUGAUCCUUUGAUAAGAAAAAAUCAAAUCACGUUAAUUCAUUGAUUAAACUCGUUUACUGUAACGGUACUUUCGAUAUUUGGGCGGGCGAUUCGCAGUCAGCUGAUUCGUUGUGAUAUUCCGGUUAUUCUCCAAAUUUGCAUGGAUUUUCUUUGAUAAUGGGCGAAAACGUGCAAGGGACGUUCAUAUCUGAGAAAAUCUCCAAGAUAAGGUGGCAGCAUGGAGAUCUUACAGAGGCAAAGCAUUUCUUAACUGGCAGUUGGGACAACCCGGUAAAUAAAAUAACGUAUUGGACAUUUAGGACAAAUUACGAUGAGGAACCGUCUCCUACAGUUUUAUCAUCAUAUUCAUUUCUAGGGGAUGUUACCGAAUUAAAGUUCAUUAGCAGAGAUUUCUUUGUGGCCUCAUCGUCUUUGGGUUCAGUAAGAUUGCUGCAAAUUAAUGAGGAUGCCUAUACUGAAUUCAAGGAACAUAUGGCAUGGGAAUUUAUUCACAAUUUCAAAAUAACAGAUUAUGCUUCCUGUACCGCGUUAUCUACUUUUGAACAAGAUAUCGCUUCUGUGGGAGAAGAUGGGAAGCUUAAUCUUCUCACAGCUGCGGAGAAGAAGCCAGUUAGAAUUAUUGAAAGUGCCGACAGCUGUUCCAUAUAUUGCGUCGAUUUCUUAAGACACAGUGAAGUGCUAACGGGAAAUUCACGGGGGCACAUGAAGGUAUGGGACUUGAGAAAUGAUCGUGAUGUUCCUGCCACCACCUUUAUGCUUUCUGAUCAGGUCAAGAUAGGAGCUACGAGUAUCACACACCAUCCUACGCAGAGGCAUAUUGUAGUCGCCGGCGGUGGUGACGGUAGUUUAACUGUGUGGGAUUUGAGACAGAAUACUUAUCCGGUAUCGCAACUCAAUGCGCACGUGAAAUCGGUUAGCGAGAUACUCUUCCAUCAAGACAGGCCUGACAAUCUCUUCACUUGUUCCGUCAGCGGGGAGUUAUGGCAUUGGAAUAACGCACAAAGCUCAAAACUGAAACUUGAUUCUACAGAUACGCAUUGGUUGAACACCAUUAGUGCGAAUGGAAAAGUCAAUGUGACUUCAUUGUGCGCUGCUAUGCACAAACCAGUAAACAGUAUUGACAUCGAUAGAUCGACUCUGCUGCUCGGAUGUGACAAUGAAGCCAUGUAUGUUGUCAGAAAUGUACUUAUUUAACACAAAUAAGAUAUAUGUCAUUUUUUACAUUUUUAUUACACUUAAUAAAUAAUUGUAUCAGAGCCUAUCCUUAUUUAUCAGGACUGAUUGAAAUCGAGAAUGAUACAUUUUGAUAACUAUAUUUCUUAUGAUAAAUAAAGAUGUUGUGUACUUUUGUGA
This is a messenger RNA of Dinoponera quadriceps, 1631 nucleotides long. Its product is annotated as nucleoporin Nup43. The transcript has 7 exons. The record is from RefSeq and is a predicted model, not a curated record. Gene Ontology annotation, molecular function: protein binding. Lineage: Eukaryota; Metazoa; Arthropoda; Insecta; Hymenoptera; Formicidae. The coding region runs from base 435 to 1472 and encodes 345 amino acids. Gene Ontology annotation, cellular component: nuclear pore outer ring.